CUGGCUCCCGGAGUCCCAGUCCGCCCGGGGGGCAGAGGCAGCCGGGGUUCCGGGCAGUGUCCGUGGGCCGCGCCUCCCUUCCUCCCUCACUCGCCCCGUGAGCCUCUCUGUCCACUCCUCCUCCUCCUUCCCCGAGUCCCGCGUCUCUGCCCAGCGCGGCCGCUGCUCGCAGCCCAGCCGGGAUCAUGGCGACAGCCGAGGUACUGAACAUUGGUAAAAAGCUCUAUGAGGGUAAAACAAAAGAAGUCUAUGAAUUGUUAGACAGUCCAGGAAAAGUGCUCCUGCAGUCCAAGGACCAGAUUACAGCAGGAAAUGCAGCCAGAAAGAAUCACCUGGAAGGAAAAGCUGCAAUCUCAAAUAAAAUUACUAGCUGUAUUUUUCAGUUGUUACAGGAAGCAGGUAUCAAAACUGCUUUCACCAGAAAAUGCGGGGAAACCGCUUUCAUUGCACCAAAGUGUGAAAUGAUUCCAAUUGAAUGGGUUUGUAGAAGAAUAGCAACUGGUUCUUUUCUCAAAAGAAAUCCUGGUGUCAAAGAAGGGUACAAGUUUUACCCUCCUAAAGUGGAGAUGUUUUUUAAGGAUGAUGCUAAUAAUGAUCCACAGUGGUCUGAGGAACAACUCAUUGCUGCAAAAUUUUGCUUUGCUGGACUUGGUAUAGGCCAGACUGAAGUGGAUAUCAUGAAUCACGCUACACAGGCUAUUUUUGAAAUAUUGGAGAAAUCCUGGUUGCCCCUGGACUGUACCCUGGUUGAUAUGAAGAUUGAAUUUGGUGUUGAUGUCACUACAAAAGAAAUUGUUCUUGCUGAUGUUAUUGAUAAUGAUUCCUGGAGACUCUGGCCAUCAGGAGACCGAAGCCAACAGAAAGACAAACAGUCAUAUCGUGACCUCAAGGAAGUAACUCCUGAAGGGCUCCAGAUGGUAAAGAAAAAUUUUGAGUGGGUUGCUGAAAGAGUACAGUUGCUUCUGAAAUCAGAAAGUCAGUGCAGGGUCGUAGUAUUAAUGGGCUCAACUUCUGAUCUUGGUCACUGUGAAAAAAUCAAGAAGGCUUGUGGAGAUUUUGGCAUUCCGUGUGAACUUCGGGUAACCUCUGCCCAUAAAGGCCCAGAUGAAACGCUGAGGAUUAAGGCUGAGUACGAAGGGGAUGGCAUUCCUACAGUCUUUGUGGCAGUGGCAGGCAGAAGCAAUGGUUUAGGACCAGUGAUGUCUGGUAACACUGCAUACCCAGUUAUCAGCUGUCCUCCCCUCACUGCAGACUGGGGCGCGCAGGAUGUGUGGUCUUCUCUUCGACUACCCAGUGGUCUUGGCUGUUCAACCAUACUUUCCCCAGAAGGAUCAGCUCAGUUUGCUGCUCAGAUACUUGGAUUAAACAACCAUUUGGUGUGGGCCAAACUGCGAGCAAAUAUAUUGAAUACCUGGAUUUCCUUGAAGCAGGCUGACAAGAAAAUACGAGAGGGCCAUUUAUAAGAAAAGAACAUAAUAGCAUUUUUUUUUAGGAGAAAAACUAUAAUUUUCUAAUUUAGCUGUAGAAAAAAGUCAAUCAAGGUGAAAAGAUUUUAAAUCAGAGAAAACAAAACUUAUUAGUGAAUAAUUGCUCCUCUAAAUUCAUGGAUUAGUAGAAUAUAUGUACAUAUUUAAUAACAUUUUAAAAUUAACCUCUCCCACUAUUUGGUUAUUACGAGGUGGGUAACAAUCAAAUAUAUUUCUUAAAUGCUAAUCAUGUUCUAUUAUAGAGCUCUGAAUUUACUACUUAUAUCUCAACCCAUGAGUUCUAAGAAGUUAAAAUGAUUUUAACUAAGAGCAACUGAUAAAGAGCAAUAAAGUUCUCGUCCUCAAUUUGAUCUUUACAGAAUUCUGAGGAUGUGGUUUUUUAUUUGCAAUCAGUAUCUCAGAAAAUGGUGUGUAUCUUUAGCUAUUGAUAGACAUGUUUUGUUUUAUUUUAUUUUAUUUUAUUUAUUUAUUUGUUCCUCAAGAAAAGUUGAGAUUGGUGGGGAGGAGAGGGAAGACAUAAAAUAAGAUGAAGAGGCAAUGUGAAAGCCAUAGAAAGGGGACUUUUCUGAGAAGUUCUGAUGGGUGUCAGAGCAAUUUGCCAUGGAGAAAAAGUAGAACCACCUUGACCUUCUAAAUGA
This is a messenger RNA of Pipistrellus kuhlii (Kuhl's pipistrelle), 2125 nucleotides long. RefSeq names its product phosphoribosylaminoimidazole carboxylase and phosphoribosylaminoimidazolesuccinocarboxamide synthase (gene PAICS). Gene Ontology annotation, molecular function: phosphoribosylaminoimidazolesuccinocarboxamide synthase activity. Gene Ontology annotation, biological process: 'de novo' IMP biosynthetic process. The coding region runs from base 186 to 1463 and encodes 425 amino acids. Lineage: Eukaryota; Metazoa; Chordata; Mammalia; Chiroptera; Vespertilionidae. The record is from RefSeq and is a predicted model, not a curated record. The transcript has 9 exons.